GUUUACAUAAGCACUAAUGUUUGAAAGUGCCUUGUCCUUGAGUUUUACAUCCUCUCAUUCUCGAUUAUGUCCAUAGAGACAGAACAAUGGGAUUAAUUUACACUCUCCGCGUCUUAAUCAAAUCAAUUUUGGUCGUUAUUUUGUGGUCCAAAUGCGAGGGUCGGGAGUCAGAGUUUAACUACGUCACCUGCGGUUCGCUUGUGAAAUUACUGAACACGAGACACAACGUUCGGCUGCACUCUCAUGAUGUAAAAUACGGCUCAGGCAGUGGCCAGCAGUCUGUGACGGGCGUGGAGAGUGCAGAUGACGCCAACAGUUACUGGAGGAUUCGGGGGAAGCCCGACGGGACCUGCCAACGCGGCGUGCCCAUCCAGUGUGGUCAGGCCGUCCGCAUCACGCACAUGACCACGGGACGCAACCUCCACACACACCACUUUAGCUCGCCGCUGUCCAACAACCAGGAGGUGAGUGCGUUCGGCGAGAACGGCGAGGGGGAUGACCUGGACGUGUGGCGAGUGCAGUGUGACGGCUCCAUCUGGGAGCGGGAUGAGGCGGUGCGCUUCAAACACGUCGGCACCGACGCCUUCCUGAGCGUGACGGGCGAGCAGUACGGCAACCCCAUCCAGGGGCAGAGGGAGGUGCACGGCAUGGGCACUGCCAACCAGAACAACUACUGGAAGGCUAUGGAGGGUGUGUUCAUUCUCCCCAGCCAAGAACCGCUGAGACACAAUCACGAAGAGCUCUGAUGACAUCAUCAAGCUAACGAGACGCCAUCACGAAGAGCUCUGGUGACAUCAUCAAGCUAACGAGACGUCAUCACGAAGAGCUCUGGUGACAUCGUCAAGCUGCUGCGUCACGAUGAGCUCUGACGUCAUGACGAGCUGUUGACGACGUCACAAUGAGUUCCGAUGACAUCAUCGUCACAUAAUAUUGCGCCUCGGCUUCGUCUGAAACGGAACCCUAUUCUAUAAUAUAUACCCACAUGACUCUGAUCAGUGCACUAAAAGUGCACUAAAAUAGAGAAUAGGGAGCCACGACAGACACGGUGCAAGUCGACUGCAGGAUGACACUGAUGCAGCUAACUGGGUCAAGAUGGCGCCUAUGACUUUGUUAUGACAUUCUUUCGUAUACCCGUUACCCAACCGGGAACAACUUUUGAUGACUAUUGACUACUGUGCAGUCGGUCUCUGGUGACUACUGUGCAGUCGGUCUCUGGUGACUACUGUGCAGUCGGUCUCUGGUGACUACUGUGCAGUCGGUCUCUGGUGACUACUGUGCAGUCGGUCUCUGGUGACUACUGUGCAGUCGGUCUCUGGUGACUACUGUGCAGUCGGUCUCUGGUGACUACUGUGCAGUCGGCCUCUGGUGACGGGAUCAGACAGGGAGAUGAGAAGGUUGUCUGACGAUGAGAAUCGGUUGACGUUUUUGAAUUUGACACAUCUCUGAACAAAAUGGGAUUGAAGAAUUUGGCUUUGAUUAGUUUGAGGGAGAAUGUGGUAAGGCAGUUGCUCUGCUCUGAUAUCAGAGGUAUUAGCACCUGCCUGCAGGGGGGGGGAAUCUAAGGGAAACACUGCCAUUUCCAGGUGAAUCUACUGUGCCUGUCUACUCCUUAGCGACCGACAUCCUGAUGGUAAUAAAAACAAACAUUGUCUGGAUUUUUCACUUCCAAGGUCGACACCUGUAGCUGCUGUGCUCACCCUUUACCUGUAGCUGCUGUGCUCACCCUUUACCUGUAGCUGCUGUGCUCACCCUUUACCUGUAGCUGCUGUGCUCACCCUUUACCUGUAGCUGCUGUGCUCACCCUUUACCUGUAAUAAUGACAUCACAUUUAGACACCACCUACUGUGAGGCCUUUCCCCCGGGACAUGACUCACCUGACUUGCUUUUGGGAGUGUUUUCUUAUUGUGUUUAGACUUAUUUUAUGUUUGUAGGUCGGGAAAGGAUAUUGUUUAUUUGUAUAAGGGAAGACAAGGUGAUUGAAGUUAUUUGGAACACAAUUUUUAAGGCAGUUUAUUUUUUGUUCUCUGCCGUUUUCAUUGUGGGUCAUCGGGGAGGAUAUUUUCUAGUCUGUAAUAUAGAGCCUCCAUAUGAUAUCAUGAAACACCUUCGUUUGGGCUUGUUGCUAUUUUAAUGAUCAAUCACAAUUAAUAAAGACAUUGUUUCUGUG
Oncorhynchus tshawytscha (Chinook salmon) is the source of this 2167-nucleotide messenger RNA. It is a transcript of the gene sdf2l1, whose product is annotated as stromal cell-derived factor 2-like 1. The transcript has 3 exons. The coding region runs from base 87 to 746 and encodes 219 amino acids. NCBI's taxonomy places the organism in Eukaryota, Metazoa, Chordata, Actinopteri, Salmoniformes, Salmonidae. The record is from RefSeq and is a predicted model, not a curated record.